Molecule: messenger RNA, 635 nt
Organism: Hordeum vulgare subsp. vulgare (domesticated barley)
Lineage: Eukaryota; Viridiplantae; Streptophyta; Magnoliopsida; Poales; Poaceae
Product: heavy metal-associated isoprenylated plant protein 39-like
Exons: 2
Coding region: 136-471 (111 amino acids)
Source: RefSeq, a predicted model, not a curated record
UUCUUGCCGAUUUGUACUUGUUGCAUGCCCUCUAGAUGCUGAUUUGCAGGCCUUGGCUGCUCAUCUCGUUCUGUUCUCUAAGGAAGGAUUUGCAGACUUUGCUCAUCUCGUUUUGUUCUCUCGCGAUUGCAGAAGAUGGUGCUGAAGGCGGAGCUGCAUGACGACAAACAGAAGGUGAAGGCGGUCAAAUCACUCGCCGUUCUACAUGGAAUCGAAAAGAUCAGCGUGAACAUGAGGGACGACAUGAUCACGGUCAUCGGCCUCUUUGACCCCAUCGACGUGGUGGCCAAGCUACGAAAGGUGUCCACGCACGUCUACAUCAUCUCCGCCCGGCCUGAAAAUGAGGCGUACGAGCUUACUUUCGGGUACCUGAACCGUAUCACAGAUUUUUUUUCUCCGAGGAGCGUAUCUUUGGUCACGGUGGGCACGGAGUGGUUUACAAGGUACUUGUAUGAUUACUACUCUACUUAGCAUCUUUUGUUUUCUGUGAAACUCAUCACACAGACAGGAAAUGAUAACAAGCGCCCUCUGGCACUUGCAGCACAUAAACUACAGUCUAAAACGAAAACAGAGCAACAUUUCUCAUCUACGGCAAUAUUUCUCUUCAAACUUAUACAUUUCUUCCUACCAUAAGA